UCUUGCCCCUCUCUCAAACUAUUCAAGUGCGUGCCCUUUCACAUUCUACACUCUGGAUGGGCGAUUUGAGGCGCAUAUAUUGAUUCGACGCGUAUUUUUCGUCUGUCCUGGUCAUCCGAGAUGGAGCAGAACUAUGCCUCAUGUCAAUAUGGCGCCGUUUGCGGUCUUUCCAGCGCCAUGUUCUGCGACUACACGCAUAUACUGACGUGCCUUUACCUUUUGUAGUAUGAGGGAAAUCGUUCAUCUCCAAACCGGCCAGUGUGGUAACCAAAUUGGUGCCAAGUUCUGGGAGGUCGUCUCUGAGGAACAUGGCAUUGACAAGGAUGGCUCAUACAAGGGAAAGGAGGAUAUGCAGCUCGAGCGUAUCAGCGUCUACUACAACGAGGCCGGCGGAAACAAGUACGUUCCCCGCGCUGUACUUGUGGAUCUCGAGCCCGGAACCAUGGAUGCCAUCCGCUCCGGUCCCUACGGUGCCCUGUUCCGUCCUGAUAACUUUGUCUUCGGUCAGAGUGGUGCAGGUAACAACUGGGCGAAGGGCCAUUACACUGAAGGUGCUGAGCUUGUUGAUUCCGUUCUCGAUGUUGUCCGCAAGGAAGCUGAGGGCUGCGACUGCCUGCAAGGGUUCCAAAUCACCCAUUCGCUUGGUGGCGGUACCGGUGCUGGUAUGGGUACUCUCCUUAUCUCCAAGAUCCGUGAGGAGUACCCCGACCGCAUGAUGUGCACUUUCUCCGUCGUUCCCUCUCCCAAGGUGUCCGAUACUGUCGUUGAGCCGUACAACGCUACACUGUCCGUACAUCAGCUUGUGGAGAACUCUGACGAAACCUUCUGCAUUGACAACGAGGCCCUGUACGAGAUUUGCUUCAGGACACUGAAGCUCACCACCCCGACUUACGGUGACCUCAACCACCUCGUGUCUAUUGUGAUGUCCGGCAUCACCACUUGCCUCCGCUUCCCAGGUCAGCUUAACUCUGAUCUGCGGAAGAUGGCUGUCAAUCUGGUUCCGUUCCCUCGUCUCCACUUCUUCAUGGUUGGCUUCGCUCCCCUCACUGCCCGGGGAAGCCAGCAGUUCCGUGCUGUCACCGUUCCUGAGCUCACACAGCAGAUGUUCGAUGCCAAGAACAUGAUGGCGGCUUCCGACCCCAGGCACGGUCGUUAUUUGACUGUCGCUGCCAUCUUCCGUGGCAAGGUCUCCAUGAAGGAGAUCGAGGAACAAAUGCAGAAUGUACAGAACAAGAACUCGGCCUACUUCGUCGAGUGGAUCCCCAACAAUGUGCUGGCCGCUCAGUGCGACAUCCCGCCUAAGAACUACAAGAUGUCCGUCACAUUCAUUGGGAACUCCACCGCUAUUCAGGAGCUCUUCAAGCGUGUUUCCGACCAGUUCUCCGCAAUGUUCAAGAAGAAGGCGUUCUUGCACUGGUACACCCAGGAGGGUAUGGACGAGAUGGAGUUCACCGAGGCAGAGAGCAACAUGCAAGAUCUCGUUGCGGAGUAUCAACAAUACCAGGAUGCCACGGUUGAGGAUGAUGCGGAGUACGAAGAGGAGGCGCCUCUGGAUGACGCUGAGUAAAGGUCUUUCGAGUAAAUGUCUUCUAUACCCGAAGGACAUGUGACAAGGAUCGGCGAUACAUCUGCUUUUGUUCUUGCUCACUCUCCUAGAUACGCUCAUGGUCUUCCUCUCAAACGGCUCUUAUUUGGGUCAGUAGCGAGCUCCGUAUGAAACGUUUCUGAUAAUUUACGCUGCCUUUCUUCUCUCGUACAACUAUCCAAACUCUAUUCCUUAC
Molecule: messenger RNA, 1781 nt
Organism: Dacryopinax primogenitus
Lineage: Eukaryota; Fungi; Basidiomycota; Dacrymycetes; Dacrymycetales; Dacrymycetaceae
Product: beta-tubulin 1 tubb1
Exons: 9
Coding region: 227-1567 (446 amino acids)
Biological process (GO): mitotic cell cycle; microtubule cytoskeleton organization
Cellular component (GO): microtubule; cytoplasm
Molecular function (GO): GTPase activity; structural constituent of cytoskeleton; GTP binding
Source: RefSeq, a predicted model, not a curated record